CCCCAACCCCGGACACGUGGCGGCGUCCCGCGGGGGAGCCGGCUGAUGAAAUGCAGCCAGCGGCUCCAGGAGAAGCUCUCCCUCCGGGGCCCGAGACGAGCCUGGCGGGCGGCUCCUCCCGGUGGAGUGACGGCCAGGACGGGGGCGGAUCCGCGAGGGCGGCGCGGCGCGGGCGGCGGGCGGGGCGUGGAGCGGCGGUACCGGGCGGCUGCGGCGCGGAGGGGCGCGGGGGCCCCCCGACCUUCCGCGGUCCGGAGCUGCGGCUGCGGCGGCGCGGCCGGUGAUCGAAGGACAGGCUCAGACAGCCAGACCUGGGUCCAGAGGUGAGUGCUGCUGAGCUGGCUGUCCCAGGAUGAACCUCAGCUCCAGGAAGGGGAAGUAGAAGUCCGGCUGGUUCUCUGCCAUGGCCUGUGAACCACAGAUGGACCCUGGGGGAACCACAGGUCCCUUGCCCACUUCCUCCCAUGGCUGGAGCACUCUGCCCACGGGAAGCCCUCCUGGCUGGGGAGAAGAGCUCCACAAUGGCCAGGUUCUCACAGUUGUGCGUAUCGACAAUACCUGUGCACCCAUCUCCUUCGAUCUGGGAGCCGCAGAGGAACAACUGCAGACCUGGGGCAUUCACGUCCCGGCUGACCAGUACAGGAGCUUGGCUGAGAGUGCGCUCUUGGAGCCCCAGGUGCGAAGAUACAUCAUCUACAACUCGAGGCCUGUGCGGCUGGCCUUUGCCGUGGUUUUCUAUGUGGUGGUAUGGGCCAACAUCUACUCUACCAGCCAGAUGUUUGCCCUGGGCAGCCACUGGGCAGGUGUGCUUCUCGUGACCCUGGUCGCUGUGAGCCUGACCCUGACCCUCAUGUUUGUCUUCGAGAGACACCAGAGAAAGGCCAACACCAACACUGACCUAAGGCUGGCGGCCGCCAAUGGAGUCCUGCUGAGACACCGGGUGCUACUGGGGGUGACAGACACAGUAGAAGGAUGCCAGAGUGUGAUUCAGCUCUGGUUCGUCUACUUCGACCUGGAGGACUGCACGCAGUAUCUGUCUGACCACGUUCGGGAGAUGAAGAUCAGCCAAGAGUCUUUGCUGAGAAGGAGACUGAGCCAGUUAUGCGUUGUCAUGGAGACUGGGGUGAGCCCCACCACAUCAGUGACAGCGGAGGGGCCCACGGACGUGGAGGACGCCCCUCUCCUGCCCAGCAGUGCUCGUCCUCAGGAGAGAGCACUCAUGCAGACCGAACUUCACCAGCUGGUUCCUGAGGCUGAGCCAGAGGAAAUGGCCCAGCAGCUGCUGGCAGUGUUUGGUGGCUACUACACCCGGCUUCUGGUGACCUGUCAGCUCCCCCAGACCGUGGGCACACGGCACAUGGACUCUCCAAAGGUCCCCUGUCCCUGUCAGCUCAUAGAAGCUCAUGUCCUCGGCGCUGGCUGCUGCCCGUUCCUGGCCAGGUGACCUAGGGUGAAGACAACUUGUUUUCCUCUAAGAAAUGGCAAGCCCCAGGCAAAGAGAGACACGUCUGGGGCCCUAUGGACAUGUCUCUAGCCUUCAUAGAAGCUGGUGGCUGCUGGGCUGGUCCCACCCCAAACUACCCUAGGCUGCGUAGGACCAGGGACUUGGAUGGGAGGGCCAGUGUCCCACCCCUCUCAUAGAGAGCCCAGAGACC
This is a messenger RNA of Ochotona princeps (American pika), 1655 nucleotides long. RefSeq names its product transmembrane protein 268 (gene TMEM268). The transcript has 10 exons. Lineage: Eukaryota; Metazoa; Chordata; Mammalia; Lagomorpha; Ochotonidae. The record is from RefSeq and is a predicted model, not a curated record. The coding region runs from base 404 to 1444 and encodes 346 amino acids.